AAGCACAAUACAAUAGAAGUGUUUUCUGCAGCUGCAACAGCCACCGCCGCCAACUCUGCAGCAACCACCACCGCCGUAACCGCCGACUCUGCAGACGCCGCUGCCGCUACCGCCGCCACCGCCGAGGAUUUAACAUCCUGGCGCUGGUCUCUCAAGAACCCUGUACAGAUGCUGGACAGUGUUGUAGGAGCCGCCAGCCUUCGCUUAUAA
Molecule: messenger RNA, 210 nt
Organism: Dibothriocephalus latus
Lineage: Eukaryota; Metazoa; Platyhelminthes; Cestoda; Diphyllobothriidea; Diphyllobothriidae
Source: the annotation of a GenBank genome assembly